Bolinopsis microptera is the source of this 4082-nucleotide messenger RNA. RefSeq names its product atrial natriuretic peptide receptor 1-like. Gene Ontology annotation, molecular function: adenylate cyclase activity; guanylate cyclase activity; protein kinase activity. Gene Ontology annotation, cellular component: plasma membrane. NCBI's taxonomy places the organism in Eukaryota, Metazoa, Ctenophora, Tentaculata, Lobata, Bolinopsidae. The record is from RefSeq and is a predicted model, not a curated record. Gene Ontology annotation, biological process: protein phosphorylation; receptor guanylyl cyclase signaling pathway; cGMP biosynthetic process.
UUUGUUUUAGAGCAUACCUGCAAAUUUGAAAGCUCAUUCGGUCUGCUUGUCCAUCGUAAAGUUUUUUUAAAACUGUCGAUUUAUUUUCCAUUUCUCUUAACUUCAAGUUGUUUUAUAAUUCCAAAUUUAAUUAAUCUUAUUGCAACAGUACAACUUAAUCAUGUUAAUUUCAAAUCCAGACAGAAGAUAAUGGAGCUAGAUAUACGACAGAUACAAUGAUCCUUCUACUUCUCAUUAUUUCUACUCUCGCUGUAUCAGAAGGAACCUGGAACCCUUACUGUCCUUGGGAUACUUUGGACAGUAAGAUUGAUAAACAAUUGUACAGCUGCUCUAACAAUAGUACAAAAUCGUUAUACACUAAGCUAUUAACCGCCAACAGAGCAAAGAUAAAAGUGGGACUUCUACUGCCGCAGAUACCUGCAGAUUGUACCUACAUAGACCUAUUCAAUCAAGGUAUAGCCGCAGAAAUAGCAGUUGAAGACAUAAACUCAAAUCCGGAUCUUCUGCCGGGGUACGAGUUGGAACUAGUAAACGCUUCAGAUUAUCGAUCUUGUGGCCGAUCGUUUGACACGUUAGGGUAUGCGUACACUCUGCGAGUUAAAGCUGGAGCGGAUGUUCUGAUAGGGCCAGCUUGUGGGGACGGUAACAGUGGUUCUAGUGUGGCUAGUUUUGCUGCUGCUGAGAACGUGCCGGUUAUAAGUGUUGCUAGCUUCCAGGACGAUCUAAACGACGUGGAAAAAUAUCCUACUUUCACAAGACUAUACGAAUCUACAGAAAUUCAGGCCUAUUAUCAUGCGGGGGUGUACCAAUACUUUGGAUGGAAAGAAAUCGUUACAAUAGUUCAAAAGGAGGAUAAUCCUAAAUGCACAGCAAAAUGGGCGAAUCUAACGCGGACUCUCAAACUAGAGAUGGGAUACAAGAAAAUCAAAUCAUUCUCCUUGUUGCCGAACAACACCUUAAGUUCAAAAAAUAUAACGACCAUCUUAGAAGAAAACCGGAUAGUAUCUAUUUUCGGCAGUCCUAGCGUUGUGAGAAAUACUGUGCUUGAAUUCUACCGUAUGUGCAUUACUAAAUCCUGGUGCAGUUGGUCAAACUAUAGAUUUAUAGCUGUUAACUUUCAGAUAGGCUUCGUUGUGAGCAACGAGCAGAUUCUGCCUUGGAGGUGCGAUCAGAGCCUUCGUAAAUUUCCACAAUUGUGUUCAUGCUGUACCGAGGAACAGAGAGGAGAUGAUGACGAGGCCAGACUUGCCUUUAAAUCUGUUAUCUACAUAGUUUCCAAUGUACCAAAGUUCUCUCAACAAGACGAUUUGUUCUGCAAGCUCAUGAAGAAAUUAAAAGAUUCACCCUACAUAAAGCCGGAAAAGAGGAAAGCCAGAUGUAUAGAACAAGUGUUCCUUAUUCAGCACCUGUACGACACUGUGCUUGUUUACGCGUACGCUCUCAAUAUUACAAACGAUCCCAAGGAUGGUAAGAAAAUAUCAGAGGAGUUCAAGCGCUUGACUAAUAUCGAAGGGAAAUCUGGGAGGAUCAUAACCAACAGCCAAGGAUCCAGGUACUCGGAAAUGCUUGCUUAUUUCUUCCAAAAAGAUUCUGAUCAAGAAAUGACGGCGACUCUGAAACUCACGCCCACAAGAGAGACUGGUUUGUACACAGCGUUUGUUGUUGAUAAUCAGAGACCUCCAAGAAGGGUACCGGAUAAACCUCCUUGUAAAUGGCACGAUUUCACUUGUGAAGGACCCCUCAGCACGCUGAUAGCUGGUGUUUUCGUGCUUAUUAUCAGCAUUGUAGGAGGAACCAUCUUCCGGAUAUGGAUAACUCAACGUAAAAGUGUCCAGCAAUCGUUCUUUAUAACAGCAGAGCAGCUUGAGGGAUUCAUAGAGGCCAACACCAACGCUACCGACAAACACUUUCGACCUGUUUCUGUUCAAAGAACAGACAUCAAAGUGUCUGCAACAGACAAAUCUACAGCUGCCUUGUUGAGGGGGUUGAACCAGGUUCAUCACAACAAUAUUGUGCAGCUUCUCCACUGCUGUUUGGAUACUACUGGUAUGACGAUGGUCCUGGAGGAUUGUCCCAAAGGUCCCUUGCAGUAUCUAAUACGAACCGAACAGCGAGUUAAAACGGCUUCUUUUAUCAGAUCGUUUGCGGCUGAUAUUCUAAGUGGCUUAUCAUAUCUCAAUGGCAGUACUUUCUCUUACCAUGGUUCUUUGACAUCUCUCAACUGCAUGGUAGAUGCAAAUUGGAAUGUAAAGUUGAAAGGCUUUUAUUUGAGACAGAUUCAAAAUGGAGAGAUAUACAGUAAUCCUGAAAUGGAAAUGAAGGCUAUGAAUACUACUAGACAAGUCUAUGAUGGACUCUGGAUGUCUCCACAAUUUCAUAAAGGAGAGAUAACAGAUAUAAGUGGUUUUCAAGAAAACGACAUCUACUCAUUCGGCGUCAUCUUAGCAGAGUUGGUUAAUAGUGAGCCACCUUUUGGCAUCUUCUUUGAUGAAAGAAUCGACGUCAAGAUACUCCACGAUCAAAUCGAAUUAAUCAAGAGCGGAGAAAAGCCGUUAUCUGACGAAUUUCUGAAACCGAAGUCACUCCUUCCCUCCUACAAAUCAUCCAUUUCUUCAAAAAGUUCUUUAGUUCCUGAUGGUGGAAGCAUAGUGUCAUCAAGAGGGUCGAGCAGGACAUAUCAAUCACUCAGAUCCUCGCGGCCUUCAUCGAGGGUGUCAUCAGAAUCCACUUUGUCGUACGUAAGUAGUGACUAUCUAGAUGAAGAUGAUCUUGAGGAUGACCUCACAAUGGUCAAGCAGUUCUGUCUGCUUUGUAUAGAAGAUGAGCCAGAAGAUAGACCUACAGUUCCAGAAAUCCUAGAGAGACUGGAGACGGGAUCUCAAAGCAACAUUGGUUCUCUCGUAGACCAAUGGUUGGUAACACUAGAAAAGAAAUCUAAGGAGUUGAAGGACAAAUUUGAUCUAAAGAAUAAGGACUUGUUUAAGGAAAAGGAAAAGACGAAAGAACUUGUUUAUUCUUUAUUGCCCCGAGAAAUAGCUGAGCAGAAAAUGAGAUGUGAUGCUGCAAUACCCCCUCAGGAGUUUUCAAACUGCAGUUUUUUCUACUCAGACAUAAAAGGUUUCACCAGCAUUGUUGCAGACCUCACCAAUUUGGAAGACGGAGGCCCUAUGGACGUUGUAGGUAUGCUAGACAACCUCUACACAAUAAUGGAUAAAGCUAUCGGAAGCAACGUUGUUAAAAUAGAAACCAUCGGAGAUGCUUAUGUUGUUGUUAGUGGACUACCAGUGCCUGACAUAAACGGUUCGGCUCAUGCUAGACACAUAGCAGCUUUUGCUCUAGACGUUCUUUCGACAACCAAAGAUAUAACAGUGCCACGACUGAACAAUCGGCCGGUAUACAUGAGGAUCGGAAUACACUCUGGGAGCUGUGUGGCGGGAGUGGCUGGAAACUACAUGUACCACUAUUGUAUUUACGGGAAGGAGCCAAGGUACGCUAACAAUCUAGAAUCUUCUGGAGAGGCUAACAGAAUUCACAUGAGCGACGAUAUGAGAAAAAUUUUAGAGAAGAACUUUCAGCACCAAUUCUCGAUUGUUGAACGCAAACCGUCGUGUCAUAUUUCUGGAUUUAAAUCAAAAAGUAAUCGCACCUGGUGGUUGACGGGCGAGUCGGGAGUGCCGCGUGACAUGCCCAAAGAGGAUAUUUACAAGAAAUUAGAAUUCAAGCGCAAGAUUUCUAGCACCGCCAAUCCUAAGUUACUUAUUAAAGGAGUUGCUAAACUAAGGAAUGACGCAACCAACGCCCAUAUGAGGACACAUUCAGAAUGUUCGGAUAAGAGUGCUAAGAAGUUCAAGAAAGAUCGAUCUGGAUCUAUUUCAGAUAUCUUGACAGUUGGAAGCAAGGCAAAGAAAGAUCGAUCAGGAUCUAUUUCAGAUAUCUUGACAGUUGGAAGCAAGGCAAAGAAAGAUCGAUCAGGAUCUAUUUCAGAAGUCCUCAAGCUUAAAGUUGGAAACAAGACGAAUCAACUAUCAAGAUAAUAGUAAAAAGAAGAGUGAUUACUAAAACGAUGCAAUUGGCUACAUAUC